GCCCGCUCCCGGCGCCGGGGGGGCGGAGCUCUCGCGAGGCCUAAAACGGCGCGCGGGUCGCGGCUGUGAUUGGCUGCCGCGGGGCGCGGGCUCGGUGUAGUCCCGCAGCUCGGGGCUGGGGCCGGGGUUGGGGCCCGAAGCUCCAGCACCACGGGAGCAAGCAGAUCUGCGUGGCUGUGUUGUGGAUGGGGCCUUCCACUUCUGUCCGUGAACGGGAGAACGUCAUCUCAGCUUGAAAGAAAAUGUCUACACCUAAUGUCACAGCAAGAGUGGAAACCUGGCUUUCAUCCACGUGGCAUGUUAAAGUUCCUUUGACGUGGCUGGAAGCAUGUAUUAAUUGGAUUCAGGAAGAAAAUGGUGGUGGUAACUUAAGUCAAGCUCAAAUUAACAGGCAGGUAUUUGAGCAAUGGCUACUUACCGAUCUAAGAGAUUUGGAAUAUCCAGUUUUGCCUGAUGGCAUCUUAGAUGCCCCCAAAGGAGAGUUGUCUGGCUUUUACUCCCUACAGAUUGAUUCAUUGCUUGAUGUUAGCCAGCCAGCAUAUUCCCAGUUGCAGAAGAUAAGAGGGAAAAGUACUGUAAAUGAAGAAGUAACAGCCAAUGCGCAGGCAUUCCAGAAGCCCUGGGAAGCAAAGCCUACUCGAAUGCUGAUGCUGCAGCUAACUGAUGGGAUACAUCAAAUCCAGGGCAUGGAGUAUCAGCCAGUGCCUGUCCUCCAUAGCAACCUUCCACCUGGAACAAAAAUUACCGUGCAUGGUAAUGUUGCAUAUCGUCUUGGAGUCCUUUUGCUUAAACCAGAAAAUGUAAAACUGUUGGGUGGUGAGGUGGAUGCUCUUCUGGAGGAGUAUUCUCAGGAAAGGGUCCUUGCUAGAUUACUUGGAGAAGCUGAGAACCCAAAUUCUGUUGGACAACCUGGUCAUGAACAAAUUGUUCCAAGUCCUGUGUAUGAAUUAGGACAAACUCUAGGCCCUUCAGAUGAAGAGCUCUUGGCCAGUCUUGAUGAAAAUAAUGAAUUUAUUUUAAAUAAUGAAAUAUCUUUAGAAAGUGGAUACUGCAGUAGAAGCAACAAUUUUAGUACAGCCUCGGGUUCACUCACUACAUACAAUGAAAAUACUUUGCAACAGGAAUCAGUAGAUCUUUUGCCUCAUUUAGAUGAAGAAACUCCACCUUCUGUGGAGUAUGAUGAUGCCUUUUUAAAUGACUUUCCUUUGGAAGAUGACAUUCUUCUGGAAGAAGAGAUCCGAACAGAGCAGGAAGAAGUGCCGUCAGUUCCCAGGAAUGGAAAAGUAAAUUUAACUACUGAGAGAAUUCCACAUACAUACCAAAGCUCCUGUGGUUCAUCUUUAAAUGAAACUUCUGAAAAGGAUGAUGGACAUGAAAGAGAGAAGCCUGUAGAAGUUAUCAGCAAACAAAAGAAUUUUGGAAGAGCAAUAUUUACUGGAGAUGGAACUAGUACUAGUCACUUUUUAGAGUGUAAUAGUGUAUCUCAGGCCUGCAGCUCGGCAGUUGUUUUUUUGGAAAAUCCUCAUGAAGAAGGACAGAAUGAUUUAGACCUAGGUGAGAGCAGCUGUCAAUCCUGUCAUGCUCUUGACACCAGGCAGUUGAACAAGGAUCCUGUAUCUUUCUCAAAAACUGAUCCAGAAGCAGAUCAGCAGGCCAUACUUUGCAGACCAGAAGAUGCAUGCGAUCUUGAUUUAGAUUCCCCACCUUUCACAUACAUUUACCUUCUCCUUGAAAAAAAGCCAGAAACUGUUACAAUUGUGAAGGUUAAGUGUUUUAUUGUAACUCUUACUGGAAACCUCACAAGCAGUAAUGGGUCCUGGGGUAUAAAAGCAAAAGUUUCUGAUGGUUCUGCUUACCUUGAAGUAGAUUUUGCUGAUGAUAUACUAACAAGUUUGAUAGGAUUUUCAGUGCCUGAAAUGUAUUCGUUGAGAAAAGAUCCGGCUUCACAACCGAAGCUUAAGGAUGGCUUAGAAAAAUGUCAAAAACAACUGAUAGAUCUCUGUUGUUUGAUGACUAUAGAGUUUAAUCCAUUUCAGUCUAAAGCCACCGUCUUAAUUCUACAGGAUACUGAUGCGAGGCAUCUAGAACAACUGAAGAAACGUUUAAAUAAGUAAGAUGUACGAAGUUGCUGACCUAAUGGAAACAUUUAAGUUAAUAUUUCCCCCAAGAGGCUGUUGGAAGUUUAACAUUUUGAAGUUAAGUGGUAUGCCUUUUCUUUCAGGGAAAGUAGUGUAAAAAUGAGAAGAGGAGAUGAAUUGGUGGGAAGGAAUUUAGCAAUGUGCUUCUUAGGUGACAGCACUGAACUACAUUUUCAGAUAGUUCUGGCUUGAUUUAAAAUGUUCAUGUAUCAUUCUCAUUCAGCAAAAUGUUCUGUGAUCUUGACUGGUAUUCUGUAGGAGCAGAUUUUGUCGGGAAAUGAAUAAUAAAGAACAAACCUGCUGGUUCUUACUCAAGGAUGAAUUCUUACCUGAUAUUUGAGAGGUAGCUGUGGAGGAAAGCAGUUGAGUAAAUUGAGACAAUUAUUGUUUAAGUGUGAUCACUUCUGAAUAUGCCAGCUUGAAAAAUUAAAUGUGUAGUGUUUGUGCAGGAACGUGAAGUGUAGAAAAGUGGAAGAUUUUCUUCUAAAUAUUCAGGUGUAAAAAAAAAAAAAAAAAAAAAAAAA
This is a messenger RNA of Numida meleagris (helmeted guineafowl), 2662 nucleotides long. It is a transcript of the gene RMI1, whose product is annotated as RecQ mediated genome instability 1. Gene Ontology annotation, biological process: resolution of meiotic recombination intermediates; double-strand break repair via homologous recombination. Gene Ontology annotation, cellular component: nuclear body; RecQ family helicase-topoisomerase III complex. The transcript is spliced from 3 exons. The record is from RefSeq and is a predicted model, not a curated record. Lineage: Eukaryota; Metazoa; Chordata; Aves; Galliformes; Numididae. Gene Ontology annotation, molecular function: nucleotide binding. The coding region runs from base 243 to 2114 and encodes 623 amino acids.